AUGUCAAGCUUAAAAGCAUUUAGAGUACUGGCGCGCCCUACCGCCAGACAAUUGCGUCCCGCCAUCACCGUGACGUCGCUGCAGUCUCGCCUGCACUCGUCGAAGCACCCCAAGGGCUUCGCGCCGCCCGCCACCGAGGACUUGGAGGAACUCCGCGAGCGGGUACAGGAAUUUGCACGACGCGAGAUCUCCGAGGAAGUCGCCGCGCACACGGACAAGUCCAACGCGUUCCCCCACGAGAUGUGGCAGAAGCUGGGCGAUGCGGGCUUCCUGGGCAUCACGGCCGACGAGGACGUGGGCGGGCUGGGGCUGGGCUACCAGGCCCACUGCAUCGUCAUGGAGGAGCUGUCGCGCGCGUCGGGGUCCAUCGCUCUGAGCUACGCGGCGCACUCGCAGCUCUGCGUCAACCAGCUGCAGCUCAACGGCUCGCCGACACAGAAGGAGAAGUACCUGCCAGGUCUGAUUGCAGGCACGAGCAUCGGCGGGCUUGCCAUGUCCGAGUCGGGCUCGGGCAGCGACGUGGUGAGCAUGCGCACGAUGGCCAAGGCGGUGGACGGCGGCUACGUGCUCAACGGCUCCAAGAUGUGGAUCACCAACGGGCCGGACGCGCACGUCAUCGUCGUCUACGCCAAGACGGAGCCGGAGAAGGGGUCCAAGGGCAUCACGGCCUUCAUUGUCGACACGACGGCCAAGGGGUUCAGCUGCGCGCGCAAGCUCGACAAGAUGGGCAUGCGUGGCAGCAACACGGGCGAGCUCAUGUUCGACAACGUCUUCGUGCCGGCCGAGAACGUGCUCGGCAAGGUCAACGGCGGUGUCCGGGUGCUGAUGGAGGGCCUGGACCUGGAGCGGCUGGUGCUGAGCGCCGGCCCGCUGGGCCUGAUGCAGGCGGCGCUCGACGUCGCGCUGCCGUUCAGCCACCAGCGGCGCCAGUUCGGCCAGCCCAUCGCGCACAACCAGCUCGUCCAGGGCAAGCUGGCCGACAUGCACACCAAGCUGCAGGCGUCGCGGGCGUACACGUACGCGACUGCGCGCGCGGUCGACGAGCAGGGCCGGAUCCGCACGGAGGACUGCGCCGGCGCCAUCUUGUACGCGGCGGAGCGCGCGACGGAGUGCUCGCUGGAUUGUAUACAGCUCCUGGGCGGCAUGGGAUACGUGGAGGAGAUGCCGGCCUCGCGGCUGCUACGAGAUGCCAAGUUGUAUGAGAUUGGUGCAGGCACGUCGGAGAUUCGACGAAUGGUCAUUGGGCGCGCGUUCAACAAGCAGUACGCGAAUGCCUAA
This is a messenger RNA of Cordyceps fumosorosea ARSEF 2679, 1278 nucleotides long. Its product is annotated as Acyl-CoA dehydrogenase/oxidase. Gene Ontology annotation, molecular function: 3-methylbutanoyl-CoA dehydrogenase activity; flavin adenine dinucleotide binding. The record is from RefSeq and is a predicted model, not a curated record. Gene Ontology annotation, biological process: L-leucine catabolic process. NCBI's taxonomy places the organism in Eukaryota, Fungi, Ascomycota, Sordariomycetes, Hypocreales, Cordycipitaceae. Bases 1 to 1278 code for a protein of 425 amino acids. The transcript is spliced from 2 exons.